Molecule: messenger RNA, 408 nt
Organism: Penicillium riverlandense
Lineage: Eukaryota; Fungi; Ascomycota; Eurotiomycetes; Eurotiales; Aspergillaceae
Product: EthD domain-containing protein
Exons: 1
Coding region: 1-408 (135 amino acids)
Molecular function (GO): oxidoreductase activity
Source: RefSeq, a predicted model, not a curated record
AUGACGGUCCGCAUUCUUCUCUUCGCCCCCCGCAAGCCCGAUAUUACUCCGGCCCAGUUCAAGGACCACUACGAAACUAAACAUGUCCCACUCCUUCAAAAAAUAGCCGGGUCUGACUUCCCAGUCUCCCACAAACGUCUUUAUCUGGCUCGCCAGCCAGUAGAUGGAGGUGUCGACGGCACUCCUCUCUACCCGGCAGUGGUAUUUUUGGGCGAUCAAGCUCAGUUUGACUUUGACGCCAUUGCAGAUGUAUCUUUUGAGGACCAGAAUCACUUCGAGGCAUUCCGAGCCAAGGUCGAAGCACCAGAGGCGGCAAAAAUCAUCGGGGAGGACGAAAAGCGCUUCUUAGAUUGGAAGAAUGUUCGAAUUGUCAUGUCGGAUGAUGCUAUGGAAACUAAGCGGGCCUGA